Spodoptera exigua (beet armyworm) is the source of this 2838-nucleotide messenger RNA. The record is from the annotation of a GenBank genome assembly. Lineage: Eukaryota; Metazoa; Arthropoda; Insecta; Lepidoptera; Noctuidae.
AUGUGUUCUACCACCGUGGGUGAGAACGUGGUCUCUUUUCGUGCCACCAACAAGAACAAGGCUCAAAAAUACUGUGAUGUCUAUGGUGAUUUAAAAAAAGAAGGCCCCAUAGCAACAAUGACUACCGCGGCUGGAGCACCCAUUGAACAUAAAGAGGCUACAGUUACUUUGAACAAACGUUUGAUAUUUAAUGAAUAUUUCAUGGACACGAUGACACACUUGGUAAGGGAGCGAAUCCCAGAACGACUGGUGCACGCAAAGGCUGGCGGUGCAUUUGGUUAUUUCGAAGUUACACAUGACAUAUCCGACAUCUGCAAGGCUAAAUUAUUUAGUAAAGUAGGCAAGAAGACGCCUAUCGCAGCUAGGUUCUCGCCAGUUGUUGUUGAGCGAGGUGGCAUCGAUACUUCAAGAGACGCCCGAGGAUUCGCUCUCAAAUUCUACACAGAAGACGGUAUCUUCGACAUAGUUGGUUUUAACACCCCCAUGUAUGUCUACAAAGACCCACUUCUGUUUCCCACUUUCGUACGAGCACAGAAAAGGAACCCAGCGACGAAUUUGCUAGAUCCAAACAUGCUUUGGGACUUCCUGACGCUACGUCCAGAAAGUUUGCACAUGUUUCUACUAGUAUUUGGUGAUCGAGGAAUCCCAGACGGCUACAGACAUAUGCCCGGUUUCGGUAUACACACUUUCCAAGUUGUAAAUAAACACGGCGACAGUUACUUUAUCAGGUUCCACUUUAAACCUGACGCAGGCAUUAAAAAUUUACGAUCAGAAGAAGCAAGAAAGUUAGCGGGAACUGAUCCAGAUUAUGCCACUAGAGAUUUAUACCGAGCUAUCGGGGAAGGACACUUUCCAAGUUGGACUGCCAGCAUUCAAGUCCUAAGCGAGGAAGAUGUUAAAGAUGCAGAUUUUGAUGUAUUUGAUGUCACCAGAGUUUUACCCUUAGACAAGUAUCCUCUAAGACCAUUGGAAAUUGAGCAGUUAGCCUUCAGUCCUGCGAACUUGGUGCCCGGUAUUCUCGGAGGACCAGACAAAGUAUUCGAAGCUCGACGUUUAGCUUACAGAGACGCCCAGUACUACCGUUUGGGUGCAAACUUUUUCAACAUACCUGUAAAUUGUCCUUUGCAAAAUAAGGCUUUCCCAUACAAUCGUGAUGGUCCGCCUCCUGUUAAAGACAAUCAGAAAGAUAUACCUAAUUACUAUCCCAAUUCAUUCCACGGCCCUGUUCCCUACAAAGAUAAGGAUAAUGUUGAAUUGAUAGAGAUCCACCAAGACCAACCGGAUAAUUUCGAACAAGCUCGAGAGUUAUACACCAAUGAAAUGGAACCUGAAGAAAGACAGAGAUUAGUGGAAAACAUUCUGUACAGUUUGGGUCCUGCUACAAAAUUUUUGCAAGACCGAGCAGGACCUAUCGCCAUCAUGACCACUGCUGCAGGUGCACCGAUUGAAUACCAAUUCACAAUUAGCUUGAACAAACCAUUGUUAUACAAUGAGUUUUUAAUGGACAGUUUAACGCAUGCCACUAGGGAAAGAAUACCAGAACGCGUUGUUCACGCCAAGGCCGCAGGAGCGUUCGGGUAUUUUGAAGUAACUCACGAUAUAUACGAUAUAUGCAGGGCGAAGUUAUUCAAAUUAGGUGAGAAGACGCCCAUAGCUGCUAGAUUUUCUUUGGUGAUCACUGAACGUGGCGGGAGUGACACGGUAAGAGACCUCCGAGGAUUUGCCGUGAAAUUUUAUACUGAAGACGGGAACUUUGAUAUAGUUGGACUUAACACACCCAUGUACGCCUACAAAGACCCCAUACUAUUCCCCACGUUCGUACGAUCACAGAAAAGAAACCCAGCGACAGACUUAUAUGAUCCCAAUACAUUGUGGGACUACCUAACCAUUAACCCAGAAAGUUUCCAUUUGUUUUUACUAUACUUCAGUGAUCGAGGAAUUCCAGACGGCUAUCGACAUAUGCCUGGAUUUAGUAUUCACACGUAUCAAGUUGUCAAUAAUCAUAGUGAGAAUCACUUCGUCAGGUUUCACUUCCAACCAGACGCAGGCAUCAAAUAUAUAUUUGCAGAGGAAGCAAGGCGGUUAGCAGGUACUGAUACGGAAUAUGCAACCAGAGAUUUAUACAACGCUAUCGGAACUGGCAACUAUCCUAGCUGGACGGCAAGUAUACAGGUAUUGACUGAGAGUGAUGUUAAAAAUGCAAGCUUCGAUGUAUUUGACGUUACAAAAGUAUUGCCUCAGGAAAAGUACCCCUUAAAACCGUUAGGGCGUCUCGUUUUGAACAGGAAUCCUAUAAAUUAUUUUGCCGAAAUUGAGCAGUUGGCUUUUUGUCCUGCGAAUUUAGUUGAUGGUAUUCUUGGAUCACCAGAUAAGGUGUUUGAAGCUCGACGUUUGGCUUACAGAGACGCUCAGUAUUACCGUUUGGGUGCAAACUUUCUGAGAAUCCCCGUUAACUGUCCCUUGCGCCAUAAAGCGUACCCAUACAAUCGUGAUGGUGUGCCCCCUCUGAAUGAUAAUUUAGGAGACAUACCCAAUUACUAUCCUAAUUCAUUCAAUGGACCCGUUCCAUAUGUAGAUAAUAAUGUUGGUAAACUAAUAGAGAUAUAUGAAGACAAACCGAAUAACUUUGAUCAGGCUCGUGACUUGUACAUGAAUGAAUUCAGUGUGGAAGAGAAAAAGAGAUUAGUGGAGAACAUAGUGUAUAGUUUGAAAAAAGCAACCGGUUUUUUGCAAGAACGGGCUAUAAAGAUAUUUAGGCGGAUACAUCCUGAGCUUAGUGUGAAGGUGGAGCGAGCUCUACGGAACGCGACAAUGAACUGCCACUGUGACGAUAACUAA